AGCUUAAACAUCGUGAGCCUUGACUUGAUUGACGAAAUAGCUAAAUUGCCCGACCUUAGUGAACUAUAUUGUGAAGAUGAACAAGAUACUUCUAUAAGCACGUAUGACUAUACAGAAAAAAAUGACGAGACGUCCAAAUCUGACGUCUAUCACAGAAAUUUAAAAAGGAACAGACAAGAUGGUUUCAAACUUUUUACAGAUAUGCAAGCUACUAUUAUUCAGGAGCCUUCACACAAUAAAUAUGAUAUAUCACAUCUGUUGAAAUACAAAACUUUAACAACCACUUCAACGCAAUUGGAUAAUUCACGGCAUAUAACCAUGUUAAUAAGACAAAGAGAAAAUUGUAAAAAAAGUGCAAUAGUGUUUAAAAAUAAAUUGAAAGCCUUAAAGCUUCAUAGUAAAAGCAGCAAAUCUUCAAGUACUGAUAAUUUUGACAAAAAGAAUAAUAAACUGCAGUUGAAACUCCAUAAUAAGUUGAAGGCUACCGGCAAUGUUGUAAAGAUGUUGGAUGAAAUCAUAGAAGCAGAAUGUUCUGAAGUUUACAGUACAGAAGUAACAGACAGAAACCAAGCACAGAAACAAUAUAUGUACAAUUACGAAUAUUAUGACCCGGAACUACACUGGUGUCAUAUUUGUAACGUGUUCCCGCAGACCGCGAAAGAUUUUCUAAAACAUUUGCAUAGCAGUCUUCAUCAGGAAAAAACUGGAGACCACAUUGAAAAGCCGUGGAGUGAACAGACGGAUUUCGACGAAGGUUUCCCUCAUGUGCCUUCUGCUCCAUCAAAACGAACUCCUAUUAGAGGUCUUCAGUUCUAUGUGCCAACAACAGCGUGGUACUGUAAGCUGUGCAAGCACUUUAUGGGCGACGCGCACUCUGCUACGAAUCAUCUGAAGUCAAUCAUACACGCUAACAAGUAUAAUGAAUUUAUUGGGCAUAACCCACAUUUUGAGACUGAUUGGAUUUCCGAUCGCCAGAAAGCGUUCGAAAAAGUUCGAAGAUUGAAGAGGCUGAUCGGAAAUGAGAAGAUGGUUAGCAUUUGUGUCAGUAGUGACUCAGACGGUGAACCUACUCAUAAGAGGGAAAAACGGAUGAAAGAGAAGCAUCACAAUAAGUCUAGGAAAGAGAAUAUUUUUAAGGCAAACUCAGAAAAAAUUGCCGAUUUAGAUUCAACGCGAUCCCGACAAGAUACAUUGACUCCAAGCGAUCUUGUUUAUGACCGUUCUGUCUCUCGUGAGGUAGAUGAUAAUGAAAGAAGACGUUUAGAAGCACGUUGGAAAGAUAAAGAUAGAGAAGGAGAGAGACGGAUGAACGAAAGAGAGAAGAAUUCUGACGAUAGAGAGAGAUACCAGGAGAGAUCGAAACUGUGUUAUAACGAGAGGGAGCGACGGAGAGAUGAAGAAGAAAGAGAAAGAAGACAUCGACGGGAUUCAAGAUAUAUGCAGCAAUACAAACGCGAUUCGAGGGACCUUGCUCGAUUACGAGAGACACCACAAACUAAAACAAAAUACAGGGAAGGUUAUGCAAAAAUGUUGCCGGUACCUGAAAAAGACGGGAAACCAAAAUGUAGUAUGCAAGAACUAAAAAAGACUGCGGCGGAAUUAUAUAACAAGGAACGCAAAGGGAACGAAAGCCUUUAUCAACUCGCUGCCUCUUGGCUAAACAACAAUCCUUUGCCUAUUUAUCCAUCAAUAGCUGUGCCUGACGUCGACAUAAAUCAGUAUUAUCCUUAUGGGUAUCCUUAUUAUAUGGGACCUGGUUAUGGAUUAGAGUCUAUUAUGAAUCCCGGAAUGAUAGCUCCUUGUACCAGUAACUCCGGAACGAGUUUAUUGGGCGAACCACCUCUAUAUUACGGGUUUAAUAAAACAUUCUCACUUUUGUAUAAUCACAUGAAUCAGCAAUCAAUGAGAAAUAAUGUAUCGCAGAAUUCAAAAGAGCCAAUGGAUAAAGAAAAUAAUAGUACAGAAGAAAAUGAAUCGUGUAAACAAGAUGGAAAUGAAGAUGAGAAUAAUGGAAUAGAAGAAAAUUCAAUAGUACAACUAAACCUACAGAGUAUUAAAGAUGAAUCUCAAACUGUUACGGAUUACAAAGAGCAACCUCCUAAUGAUGAGAAAAACAUUGAUGUUUAAACAUCUGACAAUCAAAACGCAUUUAUUAAAACCUAAUGCUAAGCAAAGAUAGUAGCACAUACCCGGAGUUGUGUUGGCCUAGUGGGCAAAUGAGCGACUUUCUUCCAUGAGGUCGUAAGUUUGAUCCCCGGGUUCCAAUGGACCUUUCGUCUAUGUGAAACCAGCAUGCCUUAGAACCAAAAAGUCUAGGGUGUGUCAGGUAGAAGGUUGAUCACCUAUUAGAAAUGAUCACGGAGACAACGGAAUAAUUCAACCGAUUUCAAACGUUCAAAUAACCCCAUGGUAAUGUUGACACCUUCACUUAAUAGCCCCUUUUAAAUAAGUUACCUCUGUAAGUAUUUGGAGGAAAUAUUUAGUACAAUAAGUUUCAGGUAUUUUUCGCAUUUUAAAUAAUGUUGGAGUUGUGCCUUAAAUAUCAUGUCCUAUAUGCAUACAAUAUAGUUUUUAUAUUGAAUAUUUUUGUAACAGAAACAAA
Messenger RNA from Pieris brassicae (large cabbage white), 2602 nucleotides. RefSeq lists its product as uncharacterized. Gene Ontology annotation, molecular function: nucleic acid binding; zinc ion binding. Gene Ontology annotation, biological process: negative regulation of DNA-templated transcription; positive regulation of DNA-templated transcription. Gene Ontology annotation, cellular component: nucleoplasm. NCBI's taxonomy places the organism in Eukaryota, Metazoa, Arthropoda, Insecta, Lepidoptera, Pieridae. The transcript is spliced from 15 exons. The record is from RefSeq and is a predicted model, not a curated record. Bases 202 to 2127 code for a protein of 641 amino acids.